Molecule: messenger RNA, 1182 nt
Organism: Erinaceus europaeus (western European hedgehog)
Lineage: Eukaryota; Metazoa; Chordata; Mammalia; Eulipotyphla; Erinaceidae
Product: vomeronasal type-1 receptor 4-like
Exons: 2
Coding region: 1-1182 (393 amino acids)
Biological process (GO): G protein-coupled receptor signaling pathway
Cellular component (GO): membrane
Molecular function (GO): pheromone receptor activity
Source: RefSeq, a predicted model, not a curated record
AUGCCUUUGAGAGUCUUCACCAUCACCAUCAGCUGGGCCAGCUCCUGGACUGACAUUUCCAAGAUCUUCACUAAGAUAUUUCUCUAUCUCUUCCUGCCACUGAAAGCCUUUGGUAACCACAUAGGAUCAAGGAAUCAAAGUAGCCACUGGUGUCACAAAUCUUUAAGGGAACUUCUUGCUGUGAAAUAUGAUUGCUACAGUCACUUCAAUGAAAGCACAAUAAACACCAGAAUAUCCCCCUGGGGGUUGUCAUCGGUAUCUCUCUUCCUAUCACAGGCUGUCAUUGGCAUUCUGGGAAAUUUCUCUCUUCUUCGUCACUACCUCUCCCUUUACCACAGUCGUUGUAGGAUGAGGGACACAGAUUUGAUUCUCAUGCACCUGACACUAGCCAACUUCUUCCUCAUUCUCUCCAAAGCCGUCCCCAACACAAUGAUAGCUUUGGGGUGGAAACACUUCAUCAGUGACUUAGGUUGUCAAGUUAUUUUCUAUGUUUACAGAAUGACCAAGGGAGUGUCCAUUGGCACCACCUGCCUCUUGAGUGUCUACCAGACCAUCACGAUCAGCCCCAUGAACUCCUGCUGGAAAGAGCUGAAAGUCAAAGCUCAAAAGUAUGUUGGCUGUUCCCUUUCCCUCUGCUGGAUUCUGCACAUCUCGGUCAAUUUGAUUUUUCCUGCAUAUGUGUCUUAUGUAUCUGGCCAGUGGAGCAACAGGGACACUGUGAAGCAAGCAGAUUUUCAAUUCUGUUCCAACGUAGAUCACCACAGAAUUUUAGGCUUAGUAUAUGGGACACUAAUAGUAUUCCCUGAGAUUUUGUUUUCUGUGCUCAUCAUCUGGUCCAGUGGCUCCAUGGUUUUCAUCCUGUUCAGGCACAAACAUCGAGUCCAGCGCAUUCACAGGACUAAGCUUUCCCCCAGACCCUCAGCUGAGUCCAGAGCCACACAAAGCAUCCUCCUUCUGCUGAGCACCUUUGUAUGUUUCCACACCCUUUCCUCCAUGUUUAGUAUUUGUUUGGCUUUUUAUCAGGAUCUGAACAUAUGGCUGGUGAAUGCUUCAGAACUAAUUUCUCUAGGUUUUCCCACUGUGAGUCCCUUUCUUUUCAUGAACCAUGAGUCCACUCUAUGUAGGAUCUUAUCUGCCCACAUCAGGAUUAGGAAAUCCCCUAUUCUUAGGAGGAACAUGUAA